Molecule: messenger RNA, 1247 nt
Organism: Neurospora crassa OR74A
Lineage: Eukaryota; Fungi; Ascomycota; Sordariomycetes; Sordariales; Sordariaceae
Exons: 3
Coding region: 362-880 (172 amino acids)
Source: RefSeq, a predicted model, not a curated record
CUGAACCGGACCCGGGUUCUUUUUCUUUUUUCUUCAAAAGCCAAAAAACGUCAUGAAUAUUCACUGAGUGAGCUUCGCCGUCAUUGCACCUGCCACUCGUGACUGCUGUCUAGUUCCGACAAAAAGAAAGAGCGUCAAGUGUCUCCUCGCCACAGCAACAACCGUUCCACUCUUUCCUUCUCUUAUUUCAUUCUUGUACCGAACCCUCAGUACUUUUCUUCCCCAUCAAUACCCAGCUGCUCGCAUCUUCUCCAAGAUUCUGGUUGCUUGUUUUUAUCGACGCAUAUCCAAAGACGGUUCCACACAUUUGACGCGACUAUAGGACUAAGAACAUUGACUUUCGAUCCAAGUGCGUCGAAACAUGAGUUCCCAAGUCAGCAAUACCGAUAUGGAACGCCUUUUCGAAGAGGCAUGGAGCAAAAGCUGGUAUGCCCGCUACAGAUGCGCUCGGACGAACUUUGCAGGCACCUGGAUGGGGCCCUCUGUUCCCGUCGAGAUCGUUGACCUUUGGAAACGUCGCGACUGGUUGGACCUACUCCGCGGAACCGGUGGAGUUCCGACCGCCAAUACUUACCGCGUCAUCAUCGAGGCCUUGAAGACCAUGCCCGAGUUCGAGAAGGAGAUAACAGGCCACCUGUGUGGAUCCGUUCCUAUGGAAGAUAUGCCAUUGCGCGACAGGCCGGAUGGGCCAUACUGGGGCGCCACACGCGCUUGCAACGUACUACAUAAGGAUGUACUCGAUUUUGAGUCCCAGGCUGUCAAGGACAGGACUUUGAGUGGCCUCUACGUCGGUCCAUACGCUACCGCACCAGGGAGCGGCGCCGACACUUUGAAGGACGAGCCUCCCGUUACAAUCGUUCCGGUUUCCGAAGAACAAUAGAUCCCGCCGGGUCAACCUUUUUUUUUUUUCUCGCUCACGCGGAUAUUCAGUCCGCCAACUACGGCUUAGUUGCCAAGCUAGUGAAGAUCAGUGAGCGGACAACAGGCAACAUCAACUCCAACCAGUGGGAGCAGCUAUUAAGCUUUGACCCAAAGUAUGGAUUCGGCAACAUUGGCGGAUUUAUCGUCUUGUCAUGGCAAUGAACAAAAACGAGGAAGCAUGUCGUUCCUCAUCAGGGCUACAAGAAGAUCUUGGAACACUCUUCAGAACGCUUCCAGCAUCUUCAUUAGAGCUCGUGGAAAGCCUACUUGUAUAAGACAUCGAAGGAGUGGUGGUUACAGUUAGGUUUGAAGAAAGAACUUCACCU